UUUUCUCCUGGUCAUCUUCUUCUUCGGCGUCGGCGUUUUCAAAGGUCGGAUUUGUGGGAUGGUCCAAUUGUAUUUAGGGAUGGUGAAGUCACGUUCCCAUUUUGACCAAGAGCACAACUAGCUGGAUUGUUAUUCUCUCAGCCUCAGGAUACAUGCUGAUAAGAACCAGAAAUUGAGAAAGAAAGCAGAGAAACGGAAUAGAGAAGGGUUUGUAUAUCCUGUGGGCAGAGGAUAAGAAGUUAUUAUUAGGGCACGCGGGAUAGAUAAAUCCAAUAGAGAAGGGUGUAUGAGAAGGAAGAAACAGAAUACAGAGAGAAAAGAGAGAAAAGAGUAUAAUUAGUUAACAAACAUCAUGGAUCUCACCAAGUUGGCUGGAGAAAUUGGCCCUGUAUCACACGCCCCUCCAUCAAAUCCUGUUGACAUCAUUGGAGCUUCCUGCAACUAUUAUGUUGCAGGUGAAGAAGCCAAGAAUAUGAAUAGAAGUUAAAAAACCCAGUUCACAUGGCAUACUUCUAUCGCAUGGUGGCAUUUUCAGCACUGUACAGCCAGUUGCAACUCACUGCCAAGAAAAGCUGGAAAUGAGGUGAUAUUGUCCUGUUGGCUGGUGCACCACACCCUAUUAGACAACUAAUUUUAUGAACAAUUAGUUUUCUCCUUGUCUCGUUGUAAGAAGAGGUAGUACCUGAAUUAAAUCAUAUUCAGGUAGAAAUUAAUGUCUAACUACAAUAUUUUGCAGCGUAGUUGGGACUGCACAUGGCUCCCAAUUAAUCAUGAAGAUAGAAAAGAGAGAACUGUUAAUAAAAAUAUGGAUCUUAAUGAGUGCAGAGCUAAAUGCUCAGAGAAUUGUUCUUUUAUGGCCUAUGCAACCUUGGAUAUUAAAGAACCUAGUGGCUGUGCAAGCUGGAAGAGAAAAUAGCAGGAGUGACGAAAGGCAAAAUGAAGAUAUGGAACUCCCAGUAUUUGAGUUAGAUGCAAUAUCGAAGGCUACCAAUAACUUCUCCUUAAGCAACAAGCUAGGACAAGGUGGCUUUGGGCCUGUAUACAAGGGUACUCUGCCAGAUGGAAAACAAAUUGCUGUGAAGAGACUUUCAAGAAGCUCUGGACAAGGAUUAGUUGAGUUCAAGAAUGAAGUAGCACUUAUAGUCCAACUUCAACAUCGAAAUCUUGUAAAACUUCUAGGAUGCUGCGUUGAGGAGAAAAUGCUAGUUUAUGAAUAUCUGCCUAAUAAAAGUUUGGACUUCUUCAUUUUUGAUGAUAGAAGAAGAGGGCUAUUAGACUGGCCAAGGCGUUUUCACAUUAUUUGUGGAAUUGCUAGAGGACUUGUCUAUUUACAUCAAGAUUCAAGAUUGAGGAUCAUCCAUAGAGAUCUCAAAGCAAGCAACAUUUUACUUGACAGUGAAAUGAAUCCCAAAAUUUCAGAUUUCGGCAUGGCUAGAACAUUUGGAGAACACUCUGAGGGUAGCACAGAGAGAGUGGUUGGAACCUAAUUCUCAUGUGGAAUUGAUAUCAUCAACUUAUCCACCAAUCUUAGUGAUGGUGGAACCUUAGUUUCUAGUGAUGAAAGCUUUGAACUGGGCUUCUUCAGCUCAGGAAGCUCUGCCAAGAGCCGUUACUUGGGAAUUUGGUACAAGAAUAUCCCAGUUCAAACUAUUGUUUGGGUUGCAAACAGGUGUAACCCGAUUAAUGACACGUCUGGCGUUUUGAUGAUAAACAGCACAGGCAAUCUGUUACUCCUCAAUCAAAGCAGCGGGAGUGUUGUCUGGGCAGCAAACUCAAAGAAAGAAGCUCAAAACCCAGUAGUGCAGCUCCUGGAUUCUGGAAAUCUUGUUCUACAGGACAGAAAUGCUGCACUACCGCCUUGUCAAUGUUUAAGAGGUUUCAAGCCAAAAUCGCAAGAAGAAAGCUCAGUGGACUGGCUUCAGGGAUGCGUGCGCAAUAAACCUUUAGCUUGCCACGAAGGUGAUGGGUUUAUCAAAUUUGGUGGGCUGAAACUGCCAGAUACUGCACAUUCUUGGGUGAAUAAAAGUAUGAACCUCAAGGAGUGCAGGGCUAAAUGCUUAGAGAAUUGUUCCUGUAUGGCCUAUACAACCUUGAAUAUUAAAGAAUCCAGCGGUUGUGCAAUUUGGUUUGAUGAUCUAAUUGAUCUUAGACAGGUCCAAUCUUCUGGACAAGAUUUAUAUGUUCGAAUGGCUGCUUCUGAUUCAGACCAUGAAGAGACAAAAGGCGAGACAAAAGGCAAGACUAAAAUGAAGGCAGGACUGAUAAUUGCAAAAAGAAGAAAUGGCACGAGCAAUGAAGGGCAAAAUGAAGAUAUCGAACUCUCAUUAUUUGAAUUAGCGGUAAUAUCCAGGGCCACCAAUGACUUCUCUUCCCACAACAAGCUAGGAGAAGGUGGCUUUGGUCCUGUAUACAAGGGUACUCUGCCAGACGGAAAAGAAAUUGCUGUGAAGAGGCUCUCCAGAAGCUCUGAGCAAGGAUUAGUAGAGUUUAAAAAUGAAGUAGCACUUAUAGCUAAACUUCAACAUCGAAAUCUUGUAAAGCUUCUAGGAUGUUGCAUUCAGGGGGAUGAGAAACUGCUGAUUUAUGAAUAUAUGCCUAAUAAAAGUUUGGACUUCUUCAUUUUUGACCACACAAGAAGAAAUCUAUUGGACUGGCCAAGGCGUUUUCAUAUUAUUUGUGGAAUUGCUAGAGGGCUUCUUUAUCUACAUCAAGAUUCUCGGCUGAGGAUCAUCCAUAGAGAUCUCAAAGCAAGCAAUGUUUUGCUUGAUAGUGAAAUGAACCCCAAAAUUUCAGAUUUUGGCAUGGCUAGAACGUUUGGAGGAGAACAAUCUGAGGAAAACACAAGGAGGGUGGUUGGAACCUACGGUUAUAUGGCACCAGAAUAUGCCAUUGACGGGCAAUUCUCUAUAAAAUCUGAUGUUUUCAGCUUUGGAAUACUAUUGCUGGAAAUAAUAAGUGGAAUGAAGAAUAAAGGGUUUUACCAUGUCAACCACAGUGUUAACCUUAUUGGCAAUGCAUGGAGAUUGUGGAAGGAGGGAAAUCCUUCAAAACUGAUUGAUUCAUUUGUAAUGGAGUCUUGCAAUCUAUCUGAAGUAUUAAGGUGCAUCCACAUUAGUCUCUUAUGUGUUCAACAACACCCUGAGGAUAGGCCAAAUAUGUCAUCUGUGGUUUUCAUGCUGGGUAGGGAGACUGCGCUAGGACAACCCAAAGAACCCGGUUUCAUUGUUGACAAGAAAUCACUUGAAACAAAUUCUUCAUUUAUCAAACUUGAAUCAUCUUCAACUAAUGAACUUACCCUGUCAGUAUUGGAGGCUCGAUAAAGGCUUAUUAUUCAAAUUCUACAUGCUUUAUGGUGCUGAUAAUAUUAACUGAAUAAUGUGUACAAAUGCAU
Molecule: messenger RNA, 3391 nt
Organism: Rubroshorea leprosula
Lineage: Eukaryota; Viridiplantae; Streptophyta; Magnoliopsida; Malvales; Dipterocarpaceae
Source: the annotation of a GenBank genome assembly